Molecule: messenger RNA, 2378 nt
Organism: Chanos chanos (milkfish)
Lineage: Eukaryota; Metazoa; Chordata; Actinopteri; Gonorynchiformes; Chanidae
Gene: maco1b
Product: macoilin 1b
Exons: 11
Coding region: 49-2142 (697 amino acids)
Biological process (GO): neuronal signal transduction
Cellular component (GO): rough endoplasmic reticulum membrane
Source: RefSeq, a predicted model, not a curated record
GGCAAAUACUACAAUAAGUAUUCUAAAGCCACAGCGAAGGGGAGGAGGAUGAAGCGGCGCAAUGCGGACUGCAGCAAACUCCGACGGCCGUUAAAACGGAACCGAAUCACCGAGGGUAUAUACGGCAGCACAUUUCUCUACCUGAAGUUCUUGGUGGUGUGGGCGUUGGUGCUGCUUGCAGACUUUGUGCUGGAAUUCAGAUUUGAAUACCUCUGGCCGUUCUGGCUCUUCAUUCGGAGUGUGUACGACUCCUUCAGAUACCAGGGCCUGGCAUUCUCGGUGUUCUUUGUGUGUGUGGCGUUUACAUCAGACAUUAUAUGCCUGCUCUUCAUACCAGUACAAUGGCUCUUCUUUGCUGCCAGCACUUACGUAUGGGUGCAAUAUGUCUGGCACACAGAAAGAGGGGUGUGCCUCCCUACUGUGUCUUUAUGGAUACUCUUCGUAUAUAUAGAGGCAGCUAUCAGAUUCAAGGAUCUGAAAAACUUUCACGUCGACUUAUGUCGUCCAUUCGCAGCGCACUGCAUUGGUUACCCAGUGGUAACACUGGGCUUUGGCUUUAAAAGCUAUGUGAGCUAUAAGAUGCGCCUGCGAAAACAGAAGGAGGUGCAGAAGGAGAAUGAGUUCUACAUGCAGCUCCUGCAGCAGGCCUUGCCCCCAGAGCAGCAGAUGCUCCAGAGACAAGAACGCGAGGCUGAGGAGGCAGCUAAGGGAGUCCAUGAUACGGACCCACCACCUGUCUCCCAAAAUGGCGCCCCGGGUGGCAAAAAGCUGCCGCCUGGAUCUCUGCCUGAGCUGGAAUACCGGGAUAAAGGGAAAGGGGAGGGGAGGGAAUCGAAAAAACAACAACAACAGCAACAGCAACAGCAACAGAGCAGCAUCCUGCCAGCGGUGGACUGUAAACUGCAGGAGAUGGAGUACAUGGAGAACCAUGUGAACAGCAAGAGACUGAGCAGCUCUGAGCUGCUGGGCAGCACUGAGAACCUGCUGCUCAAGGAGGACAACUCUUCAUCCUCCUGCUCCUCCUCCUCUUCAUCCUCCAACUCCACCUCUUCCAAAAAUUACAAGAAUGCCAGCGGCGGGGCGGCCAGCAACUCCUCGCCCCGUAGCCACAGCACUGCCGCCAACGGCAUCGUGCCCUCAUCCGGGCCUUCCUCCUCCUCAUCAUCAUCCUCUUCUUCAGGGAAAGGGGACAGGAAGCAGAAAUGCGGUGGAGGUAAAAGCUCAGGGCCUGCCUCCCACAGGGAUCCUGUGGACAACUGCAUUCCCAAUAACCAGCUCAGUAAACCUGAGGCACUCGUUAGACUGGAGCAAGAUGUGAAGAAACUUAAGGCAGACCUGCAGGCCAGCCGGCAGGUGGAGCAGGACCUGCGCAGUCAGCUUGGCUCUCUGGGCAGCUCCGAGCGCACUGUCCGCUCCGAACUCAACCAGCUCCGCCAGGAAAAUGAGCUUCUUCAAAACAAACUCCAUAAUGCUGUCCAGGCAAAGCAGAAGGAUAAGCAGACAGUGGGGCAGCUGGAGAAGCGUCUGAAGGCGGAGCAGGAGGCUCGGGCAGCUGCGGAGAAACAGCUGGCUGACGAGAAGAAACGCAAGAAGCUGGAGGAGGCCUCAGCAGCCAGAGCUGUCGCACUCGCCGCAGCAUCCAGAGGUGAAUGCACAGAGACUCUGAGGAGGAGGAUCAGUGAAUUAGAGACAGAAUGUAAGAAACUCACCAUGGACAUCAAGCUCAAAGAGGACCAGAUGAGAGAGUUAGAGCUUAAAGUACAGGAGCUCCAUAAAUAUAAAGAGAAUGAGAAGGAUACAGAGGUUCUUAUGUCAGCGCUUUCUGCCAUGCAGGAGAAGACCCAGCACCUGGAGAAUAGUCUCAGUGCAGAGACCAGGAUCAAACUAGACCUGUUCUCAGCGCUAGGAGACGCCAAGAGACAGCUAGAGAUUGCACAAGGUCAGAUCCUACAGAAAGAACAGGAGAUAAAGGACCUGAAGCAGAAGAUUGCCGAGGUGAUGGCUGUUAUGCCCAGUAUUGGUUACUCCACAGACACCAGCAGUAUGAACCCAGUCACUCCACACUACUCCUCGAAAUUCAUGGACACCAGCCCGUCAGGCCUGGACCCCAACGCUUCCGUCUACCAGCCCCUCAAAAAAUGAAUGCUCGCUCGUUCCCAGACCUUUCUUUCAUUGGCCCAGAUUCAGAUUCAGCUUUGGCAUAUCUGUGGCCAAGAAUGUCUUUCUUUCUUUCUUUUUUUUUUUUUCUUUCCUCUUCUACGUCUCGCCCGGUGGGAAGGAUGUUGUAUUGUGUGACUGUAUGUGCUGUAGUAGAAACAAAAGACAAAAAAAGAAACUUUUAAAAGGGACACGUCGACGUUAGGAACCCGAUGGCUUUG